Messenger RNA from Argiope bruennichi, 24614 nucleotides. RefSeq lists its product as uncharacterized. The record is from RefSeq and is a predicted model, not a curated record. Bases 1 to 24003 code for a protein of 8000 amino acids. The transcript is spliced from 15 exons. Gene Ontology annotation, cellular component: LUBAC complex. Gene Ontology annotation, biological process: protein linear polyubiquitination. Lineage: Eukaryota; Metazoa; Arthropoda; Arachnida; Araneae; Araneidae. Gene Ontology annotation, molecular function: K63-linked polyubiquitin modification-dependent protein binding; linear polyubiquitin binding; K48-linked polyubiquitin modification-dependent protein binding.
AUGCAUAUAAUUUUAAAGUGCGAAGAAUCUAUUGGUGAAGAUAGCUUGGAGAAUGAAGAAAGCUCUCAACAAAUUCCACCAAAUGAUCCAAAGGAAGUACCUGAAGCUUCAGUAAUGCUUUGUACUGAGACUCAGACUUUCACUACUACAAAGUCAACAGAUGUUCAAACUCAGAAUUUGAUUUGUAAAUCAAUGGCUUCUUCUACAGAUUCAAUCUUUCCUAAACAAGAAAUAUCUGUUCAAACCGAGAAGACUGAAACAACUGCAAAGAGUUGCUCAGUUGCUACUGAUCCUAUGAUUAGUUCUCAGUCUAUGGAAUCUCUGCUAUCUGGAAUGUCAGCACCACCUUACCAUAAUCGGAGAGCAGGUUGGGGACGAGGAACGAGUUUUAGUACUCAGUCCCUGUUUGAAAGAGGAAGAAGUCGAAGUCCCAUACCAAGAUCUCUGUCUAUGUAUAAUGAAGCUCAAUCCUUUGGAAGAGAUUCUAGUUUACCACCUGAAGAAGCUAUGCAUAGCUGGAGUCAAGCUUGGCUGAUGUCUGAUCCAAUGUAUUACAAACCCCACAAUUUACCGGGUCUGGAACAACCACUUGUAAAGGAAGAUUACUUUGAUGGAACUUGGGGAUCAAUGGAUAAGCUUAAUAGAAGAAUGAAAAAUAAACAGGGAGAAAAAUUCAAAUCACAACAAAGACCUAAAUUACAUCGCAGUCUUGAUGAUCUAAAAGCAGAAAAGACUCAGGAUUUUAUUCAUUCACGGGAACUGCAGUUCUUACAAACUGUAAAGGAAGCUGAGAGGUGUGGAUUCAGUUUAGAGGAUUUACAUGUUGCCUUUUUGCAUUGUGGUAGAGAAGAUCCUGUAAUUUGGCUUGAAGAUAAUUGGUCCUCUAUGAUAAAAAAUGUUAUUGCAUUGGCUGCUAAGUAUGGAGAAGAUAAUGAAGAAAAUGAUGUUGGUAUCAUAACAGCCACUGAAGCUAAAGAAGCUUUACACAUACAUCGAGGAGAUAUAUGGGAUGCUGUAACAGAAUGCAUUGAAAACCGUCAGCGAAAGAUUUUAGAGUUGACAGUCAGAGGAAAUUUUACUCAGAAGCAGAUUGCUGAUGCUUUGAAAAAUAAUGAAGGAAAUAUAGAGUUGGCAUAUGCAGAUUUAUUGAGAGCAUCUACGAAGAGACACAAGUUCAUUUUAAGCCCAGGUUUAAGUGAGGACAGUGACAUGUACAAUCCAAUAGAUGAUAGCUUGAAAUCUACUAAACUUGAUGCCUCAACAGAUUCUAAGACAGAAAAGAAAAAAUCUGAUUUCUUGACUAAGUUAUCAGCUAUCAGGCAAGCUCAGAGUGAUCGAAGAAAAGCCAGAGAAGAAAAAGAAAUGAUCCGUGAGACUGUGACACAAGAAAUUCCAACUACCUUGGAUGAUUCUGAAAUUGUAAGUCCAUCAGUAGAACAUGAAAAAGAGGCUAGUGUUUUUCACGAAAAUGUGGAUGCUACUACUCCAGAGCUCAAUACAGAAACACUCCAAGAAAUUAUUGAAAAGGAUCUUAAUGAAGCUGAAGCUGAACUUGAAUUGGAGGAACCACUUAAGGAUUCACUUGAGAAAAAAGAAAUUACGGAAGAUAAUAUUCCAGUAGAUUAUGAUACAAACUGGGUUGAAUCUCAAGGUGAAUGGAUUGAGGAAUAUUCAGAUGAACAUUGGGAUGAUGAAUCUGAUGAGCAUUGGAUUGCAUUGCAAAAGAAAUACCAGAAAAUGGAAAAGGAAUUUGAACAUGAAGCUAUGCAGAUGGCUGCUUUAUGGGAGAAGGAAGAGCUAUCUGACGAUGUUUUUGAGGAUGAACCUAAAGAAGCUCUGCAGUCCGCUCAGGAAAGGGAAGCUGAAAGAUUAAGAGCUGAGCAAGAUGAGAAAUUUCAACAAUGGGUGAAAGUAAAUCUUGAAAAAAGCACUUCUGAGCCUGAAGAUAAUGAAGUUACUGAAGUAGCUAUUAAUUCUGAUUUACUAAUUCAGAGCACUUUAUCUAAAAGUGAAGAAUUUGACCGAAACAUUAUAUGUGAAUCACCUUUGACACAUUAUCCUCCUGUAUUUGAUUUAAGCAAAAAGCCUGAGCCAGAUUGGGUUGAAUUAGAAGUCACCGGUGAAAGUCCAGCUCUACAUAAUAUUUCACCUCAUGACAUUGAAGAAGUGUUGGAUCAUGAGAUGGGUGAACAAGAAAUUUUAAAAGAUCAUGAGUUGGCUGAAGAAGAAAUCUUAAAAGAUCAUGAGUUGAAUGAACAAGAAAUCUUCAAGUACCACGAAAAUCAAAAUGAAUUAUCUCUUCCUAAUAUAGGUAACAGUGAUGAAGAAUGGGAAAAAAUAGAUGAAAGUGAAUUGCUUGAAUUGAAAAAAGAUGAAGAAUUAAUGAUACAAGCUGAAAUUGAUAUUUCAGAAAAGUUGCAUGAUGAAGAAAUUUUAGCAAAACAGCCAAAUGAGCAAAAAUACAUUUUUGAGUCUCAAAUGUCAGAAAACAAAAUAUCUGAAGAAACUAAAUCAGUUAUGCAUAGUGAAAGCUUUGUUAGUUCUCCAAAACGUGAAUUAUCACCAGGAGAAAUAAUUGAAAAUAAGUAUGAGGUAUCUAAAGAAAAAUCUCCAGAAGUUGCUGUUCCUAAACCUCCAGUUAGAAGAAAAUCAAAAUUAAACACUGCUGCUAUUGAGGAAGCUUUAAGAAAUCAGCCACAAACUGACCUUGAUGUUCCACCAGCCCUUCCUCAGAAAAAGAAGGACAAAAGUCCAGAUAAAAGUGCUAUUAUGGAUUUAUAUGCUGUACCUCAAAAACUUCAUCGAGAUGAAAAGAAAAAUGCACAUGAUGCACCAUCUCCUCUUAAGCCACCUAGGCUUAAUCUGUCCCCAUCUGCUGAGCCAGAACAACAACAACCUGGAGAAAUUGAAGAUAAAAAAUUUUUGAAUAUUGAAUUUUCAAAGGAGGCCUCUCCUGUUACAUCACAAUCAAAUGAAUCUGAUUCCAAUUGCUUUGCUGAUUCGGAAUCAGAUCCAGAAAUUAAAAUCAUCAGACAGAAAUAUAUGCACCAUAAACCACCAAAGUAUGAAAAUGAGGAUGAAGAAUUGUUUGAAGACUCUUUCAUUAAGUCAGAAGUUGAUCCGGCAAAGUCAUUACGUCAUGCUGUAGAAGAUACCAAUGUUUCUUUUGAGUUUAACCCAGAACUUCCUAUUCCAGUAGGAUCUAGAGGUUCUUGUGUUGUUGAUGAGAUGGCUUCACCUAAGGCAUUUAGGGAAGGAUCAGCUAGACCAUUACAACUAUUUAAAGUAGUUAAACAGGAACCAUCUCAAGUUGUCAGUCCUAAGAUUGAAGCUGAACAAGUUUUAGACACUUCUGCUGUUAAAAAUAUCCUUGAAGAGCAAACUUCUAAACAUAUAAUAGAAGGAAUUGAGCAACCUGUUGCUACAGAACGUUUGAUGAAUGAAUUCGCAUUUGCUGAACCCCAGAUUGAAACAUCACAAGCUACUGAUUCAUAUUAUUAUAAUGCAGAGGCGAUGGAACAAAUACCUGAGGAUGCAAUGCUACAUACAUCUAAUUUACAUUAUUAUAAUAUUGAGAAAGUUGAAGAUAUUUCUCCCAGUGCUGCUUCUGUUUCUCUUCAAGCAGAUAGUUCAUAUUACUAUAAUGCUGAGGAAGUAAUGCAUACUCCAGAAUUUAAAAAUAGCCCAGAAACAAUGGAAUUUCAUCAAGAGGAAAUUAGAACUCAGUCCCAGCUGACAAAUAAUAUUCCUGUUCAGUUUGAGGAAACCAUUCCUGAAACACCAUUCCAAACACAGCCCGAGAGUAAAGAAGAAGAAGAAGAAGAAGAAAUCGUUCUUCCUGAUUUGGAUAUCAUGCCUGCUGCUGCAGAAUAUUUCUUUGGGAGAUAUAAUGAAGUUACUGUAGCCAAACCAAAGAAAAAAUCUCCUGUCGUAAAAUCUAACAAGCCUACUACGGUACCUAAAGUGAUGUCUACAAGUGAAAUAAAAAUUCCAUCACCUGAUAAAUCGUUAUCCACUAUGGAAGUAAGUGCAUCACCAGUAAUGAUGUCAGCAGAUGUACCCUUGGAUAAGCCAGUCAAGAUUGAAGGUAAAUUAGAUAAUUUGAAAUCUUCUCCUAAUCUUCCUUCAGUUCCUGCUCCUGAGAUUCCACCAGAACCAGUUACUACAGAAUAUGUUUCUUUUGCUGAAGACUAUUUCUUUGGAUCAUACAAUGAAAUUGUACCUAAGAAGGUUAAGAAAAAACCUAUGUCUACUGCUCCGAAAUCUAAAAUAGCUGAUAAAAAUAAGCUUUCUAAUGUUGCUACUCCUAAUGAAUUAUCAAAUAAAAUGACUACAUCAUCACUUGAAACAGGUAUCACAGGAGCAAAUCAAGCUAAUUUAUCAAUGACCACUUCAUUACCUGAAGCAUUUCAUCAAACACCAAGUAACUUGGUGCUUGAUGCAAAUGCACAGAUGCUUCAAACUUCAGUAUUUGCUGAAAGUUCAGAUCUUUCUGUGAACAAAUUACCUGUGGAAACCAGUGAAAGUGGUGAGAUGUUAGAUUCCAAAACAAGAGUUGUUCACUUUGAAGAAAUGCAGCCUGUUGCUCCUCCUCCAAGAAAGAAGAAGGCUAAGCCUGAGUCAAACACAUCAUCAACAUCUUCAUAUGCAGAAGAACAUCGAUAUAUGGAACAUUAUGAAGAAAGGAAGCCAUUAAGUAUUCUGGAUAAAAAAAAACUUCCUCCCUAUAGUGAGGACUUCAGAAUGAAUCAGGGUUGUGAUCCUUCCAAUUUGCCCUCCAAUUCCCUUUUGCCAUCUGCUGAACAGCAGGAGAGUGUUGUAUCCUCUGAGAUUAGCUUGCAUACUUCUGGGAAAUCAUUUAUUAUUGAAAAAGAGGCUGAAAAAAUGAAAGAAAUUGAAAAUGUUGAUUCCCAAAAUUUUGAGAUUCCAAGUCCUGAUAAAGUCAAAGGUUUUUCUGACUCUCCAUCAAUAUAUCAAAUUCCUUUGGAUUCCCCUGAAAAGACUGUAGUUCCUGAAAUUAUUUAUCAAGGUGAAGGAGGAUUAUUUAAGUCUUCAGUUCAAUUACAAGAGUCACAGAAUUUUAUUCUUCCCAGUACUUGUGAAGAAGUCACAAGUAUGGAACAUUCUAAAAUAUCUGAAGUUACUUCUGUGCUGUCUGAAAAUUCAUCUCAUUUGAUGAGAGACAAAACUGAUGAAAUACAUUCAUUGCAUCCUGAACUUUCCAAUGACACCUCAGAGAAAAUUUCUCAAGAAUUUUUAGAAGCAUCUAAAAUUACCUCCAUUAUUUUUGAGAAUAUUCCAGCUGCACUGAACAAGUCUGAAGAAGACUUCAAAUCUGAGUGUAGAGCUCCUUCUGAUAUAGAAUUACAAGUACCUGAAUUUUCUAGCAACAUAGAAAGUCAAAUUCAGGAAUCUUCAAAAAUAUCAAAAGAUAUUUCUGUAAAUUCCGAAGAUUAUACAAUGGAUUUUACACAGAGUCAAGAAUUGUUUGAAAGUGACAAACAAGAAAAUAUUCAACCCCAAAUUUCUUUGAGCAGAAAAAACCAAGAACUUUCUAUAAUAUCUGAAGAUGAUAGUUUAUCAAUAACAAAAAAUUAUGAGCUCGAGCAGGCAUUAAUUGAAUCAAGUGAUAUCCAAAUUGCUGAAUAUUCUAAAAUAUCUGAAGAGUUUUCUCUAAAUCCUGAUGAUACUUUAUCUGUUUUGACUUUUGAACAAUCAGCUUUUGAAACAAGUCAAACUAAUCUGGCAAGUGCCUUAUUUUCAAGAUUGGAAGACUCUGAAGAUAAAUUAAAGAGUGAAAGUUUCGCAGAAAAAUUAGAAAGUGAGGAAAUCUCCCAGAAGAGCUCUGAGUGUGAUAAUGAAAAUUAUGGAAUUCAAUAUGGAGAUAGUAAACUAGAAGAUGAUUAUUCGAUUUUGCAGAUGGAUGAAGAUUUUGAAGAUGGACUUCGAUUAGUGGAAGAAACUGAAAAAUUAAUUAGCGAGUUUUGUGACAUUUAUCCUUCAGAAUGUUUUGAUGUUUCAUCUAAUGAAAUUCAGAACUUGAAUACAAAGAAUAAUAAGCAAGACUCUACUUAUGACGAUAGUGAAUAUGAAUGGAAAUUAAAUGAAGAAAGAUAUAACUCUUUGAAUGCCAAUUUCAUUGAAAAUAAAGCCUAUAGAAUGGAUAUUACUUCAGGUCCAAGUCCCAUUGAAUCGAAUGCCCCUCUAAUUAUUAAUACAGGAACACCUACUGAUAAUCUGGAGUUAAACAAAAGCAUUACAGAAAGUAGAAAAAGUACAUCAUCUCUAGCUGAUAUAAGUGAAAUUAGUGAAUUUAUAGAUGAAAGUAAUCUCACCCAGAUUGAUGAAAAGAAUGACACUGUAGGUCGAGAUGAUGUUUCAAUUUCUGUACAGCCUUUGAGUGUUUAUUGCCAAGCUACAACUUCUAACUCUCAAAGCAUUUCAUCUGAAAUUAUGCCUUCUGAUCCCCUUUUGUUCUCUGAAAAAGAAACGCUUGAAACAGUCAAUGAAGCAUCAGAUGAUAGCUUGGUAACAUCUGAGCAUUCAUCAGUAUCAACUCAAAUAGCUGUGUUUGCUGAUACAUUGCUUCAAGAUUUAACUGAGGACUUAGGAAUUUCUCUUGAUAAUAAAACAACAGAAGGUCUUGGUGAAAAGUCAUCAACAACUAUUCCCUUGAAUUUACCAGAAACAGAAUUGAUAAUUGCUGCUGGUAAAAAAGAAGAAACUGAAAAUGAAACUGCCAAGUUGAAUGAAAAUAUUAAAUCAGUUGAUGAGGCUCAAAAAGUAAGCAAUGAUUUGCACGAUUUUGAUUCAAAAGCAAAUAAAAUUUUAGAUUCAGAAUGUUAUGCUUCAGAAAAAUUAGAAGUUGAUAGAGAGUCUGAAGUUCAACAAAUUGAAGAUAAAAGUAUAAAAGAACCUUCUGGUUUGCAUAUGGUGUCAAGUUCUAUUGAAUGUAUGGAAGAUCAUGAAACUCAGAUUAUUAAGAGUUUAGACAGUGAAAUUGAAAGUGAAAAAAAUGAAGAGCUUAAUACUGAAAUUGAAGUUGAACAAGCUAUGUCAAACAAACAGAUUGCAGAUGAGCUAAGUGAAAAUGAGAUGGCAGACAAGAUUGAUGAUUUAUACUUUUCUAAUUCAAAUGCUUAUGAAACUUCAGAUUCUAGAUGUGAUGAAACUGUACAAGAUACAGUUAGUGAUGAUGUUGAAGAACCCUGUUUCUCAUUAAUGUCACAUUUUUAUGAUGAAUGGAUUGGUAAAACAGAAGAACAUCUUGAAAUUCAGCAAUCUGAGGAAUUCAACGAUGAAAUUAAAAUAGGUCCAACUGAGGAGUUGGACUUGGAAAUUGCAAUUGAGGAAACAGAAGAAUUAAUGAAGGAAAUUGAAACUAAAUGGACGGAAAACGAAAGUAAAGUUGAAACAAUGGAAACUUCAGAUGCUGAAAUUACUUCAGAUUAUCCUGAAGAACCAUCAUUGUCAUUAAUGUCCCAUUUUUAUGAUGAAUGGAUUGAAAAUGUUAAGAUCUCUGAGACACAGCCAACAUUCCAAAUAGAUAUACGAAAUCUGUAUGUGUCAAAUGAUCUUUCUGAAUCGGCUUCUUCAGGAAAUGUUAGUGAAAAUGAAGAUUUUACAUCUAACAACACAACAGAACUUUUAUCACAAUACACUGAAUCUAACUUAAACAAUGUAUUCAUUGAAUCAAUUCCAGUUGAUGUUGAAAAUGAACCAAUCCAGUUAUCUGACCAAGGAAGAAUUUAUAUCAGUGAUGAGAAAGAUCAGUCACUUAAUGAUGCAUAUGUUGAAUCAGUUCCAAUUGUCAUUGAAAAUGAACCAAAUAAAUUAUCUGAUCAAGAAAAAAUUUAUAUCAGUGAUGAAAAAGAUCAAUUAUCAGAGCAAGGCACAAUUCUUAGUGAAAGUUUAUUCAAGAAUUACGAUGAAGAUGUCAUGCAUUCAACUAUACAAGAAGUGAAAAUUGAAGAUGUGGUAAAUAAAAUUUCAAUUAAAACUGAUGAUUCAGCUCCUGAUAUGCAAGAUAUUUCAAAGCAUGUAGAAGUAGAGAUUAUUGACAAUUUUGUGGAGAAAAUGUACAGUAUCAGCAAGUCAUGCCAGACAGACGAUAGCUUUGAGGAAGAUCAGUUUUUUGACUCCUUUGAUGAUCCAAAUUUUGAUCCAACUUUUAUAUUUCCCCCUGUUCUCAAAAGUGCUCUUUCUGAACCUGUUAGGACUGAAAUUGGUGUUCAAUGUUGUCUUAUUCCAAGCGAAAUUGCCUUGAUAUCUGAUAUUGCUGUAAUUUCAUUAGAUACCAGUGAAAGUCACAAAGAAAUGAAGGAGAAAGCGAAAGAAGAAAAAGCCGAGAAGAUUAAAGGUGCUAUUCAAGUAGAUGAUGUCCCAGCACUACAAAAUUUUAAUAUGAAUAAGGAUGUGACUAUUGUAUCUGAUAGUUCAACUAAACAAAAGGAAGAUAGCAGUUCUGAAACAACUGAGGAUACUGAUUCUGAUAUUUUUCUUGAACCAUAUUCUUCACAUGACGAAUUUGAAACUGGCUCUAAAUCAAAAGGCUAUUUAUAUGCUGAAAUUGACUCUGAUACAGGCUUCAGCUCUGGUAGUGAUUCUGGUCGUCGGAGUUCUAAGCAGAAAUCAUAUACCAAAGAAACAGUUAAUUUGCCAUCUAAAAAAAUUGAUAGCGUAAGUUUACAUGAUGAAAACACUAUAUCCCAUAAAGUUUCUGUACAAGAGACAGAAAUUUCUACUGUGGAGUUGGUGGGGAAAUCACUAUCACAUGUUGUCAUAAAAUCAGAGGACACUAUGCUUAAUAAAGAAGAAAUUGAGAGCAGUGUUAAUGAAAAACAAGAAAUAAUUUUGACUGAGCAGAUAAAAAUUACUACAGAUGAAUGCAUAGUUUCUGACGAUAUCGGAGAAAUCGAUUUACCACCUGAGAUUUUAGAAAGAGCAGUUACUCCUAUUUCUAUCAAAAGAGUACCUUCUGUUGAAAGUGAUUUGAAAUUUGUUGACAUUGAAGAUGAACUUGAUUCAAGUGAACUUAAAGAGCAGAUAAUUGAAACCAAAAUUUGUGACGAUCGUGUAAGAACUCCAACUGUUGAAUAUUUCUAUGGCUCUCUGCCUCAAACUGUUCAAGAAGAAAUUCAGCAGGAAAAUAAUGAAUAUUUUGCUGAAGCUUUGGAGUUACUGGAUACCUGUGCCUCAGAAGUUGAGAAAGAUAUUUCUGAAAAUUCCUUUUCAACUCAGAUGUCAGAUUCAAAAUUUAGUUUACCUGCUGAUUCAGGUGAUAUGGAAGACUUUUCAGAAUCCCUUGCUUCAUUCCAUGAACCUGAAGAUGAUUUAUUGACAGAGAGUAUUUCAGAAUAUUUUGGAUUACCAGAUAGUGAAGGAGCUUUAUCUUCUGAACCAAAAGUUAGUAAAAAAUUUUCGAAGGCAGAAAUUGUUCAAGAUUUUUCUACUCAGGUGAAGUCAUCUGUGUCAGUUUGUGAUGAACAUAAAAGCUCUUUAAAAAUUCAGCAAGAAAUAGAACCAAACAAAGUUUCAACUUUAGAGCAACAAAAAUUGAUUAUGGGGAUAUUAAAAUCAUCACCUACUAAUGAUAUUAAUGAGAAUUUGUUCGAAAUAGAAAUCCAAAAGAAAUCGGAGGCAUUUGAGAAGAAUGCGAAAGAAACCGUUACAGAAAUCAAAAUUGAAAAAACUUCCAAAUCUGAUAUUUUCUCAGAAAAUAAUGCUCAGAAUUUUUUUUCAGUUAACAUUCCGCAAACUGAAGAUAUUGAAUCUGACAAUCUGAAUAAAGACAUAUCUGAAGACAUUGAAUCAUUUCCUUUGCCAUCUGAAAUUGAAAACAUAAAUGCCUUGAAUGAAAAUGAACAAAAAGAAAGACCUGCUGAUAUAUCUAUAACUUCUGUUGAUGCUCACACAGAAAACAAGAGUGCUUAUAAUGACUCCAAACCUGGGGACAGUUUAUAUCUAGACAGCAUAACUGAUUACUUCUCUGUUGAGAAAGCAUCAUCAAAAAAAGUGUCUGAAGUUUCACUUGAUACUGAAGAUUUUUAUCAGAAAAGUAUUCCAGAAUACUUAUCUACGGAAAUUUCUGCAGAAAAUACUGAGCAAGCUAAAAGUCUGGAACAUUUAAAAGAUUCUAAAGUACCUUCUUCGGUGGAAAGUAAUUCAGAUGUUAUUAGUGUAGAUAGUGAUCUUGCAUUUUCUGAGACUUUUGAUCAGUCUUAUUACCAGGAAACAGAAAUUAGUAUCUAUGAAGACAGUUCUGAGCAUUUUAAAAAUGUGAAUGAAUUAGAGAUUACCAAACAGUCAGAAGUACCUCCAGUGCCAUCUGAUAUCGUGAGAUAUUUAUAUUAUGAUGACUCAAUAAAAUUUGAAGAUGAUCCAAGCACCUGUGAAGAUUCCCUUAAUUCCAUGCAUUUUUCAGAAGAGUCAUCUUCAUUAAUGCCAAAUUUUAAAAUUGUAUCCGAAGAAGAGGAAGUUUUCGAUAUAGAUCAGGAAAGGGAGCAUAUUGAAUUCAAAACACAAAAUCAUUCUCUUCUGUCAUCAACAACCCAAGAAUCUGAAAAAGUCUCCAAUGAUAUCUCUAGAAAGCCGCCUAGUAGUAGCUUGGAGAUAUCUACUGAAGAAAUAAGUAUAUCGAAAGCAGAUCAAGAUGGCCUUGAAAAAUAUUCUGCCGGUGUUCAUAAUGCAAAAGAGAUUAAGCAAGAAUCUAAAGCUUUAGAUGCGUGUCAUUCUGUUGAAUCAGCAUCAGCUGUAGAACUUGAAAAUGUUUCCGGUAAUAUUUCUACAAAACAAUCUGCUGAUGGUCUAAAAGAGUCUUCUAUUGCAUUUGUAGAUUAUGGAAUUUUGGAAAAAUCUUCAUCUGAUAUUGAUCAUGAAAAAGGGAAUAAAAUGCAACAGGAAUCUGAAGUGUUAGAUAAAUAUCCCCAAUUAGAACCAGAGAAAGUUCCAAUUGAUAUUUCUUUUGAACAUCUUAGAAGUGAUGAAGAAGAAUUUCUUGAAAAACCAAAACCAUCAAAAUUAGAUAAUGAUGGUUUUGAAGAGUUUCUUUCAGAUAUUCCGUGCAAUGAAGAGCACAAACUGCAGCAGCUUGACAUUUUAGACAAAUAUCAUCCUCCUGAUUCAUCAUCUAAAAUGGAAGUAAAUAAAGUUUCAAAUGAUAUUUCGAUGAAUAAAAGCAAAGAUUUUGAAGAAGCUCCAAAAGAACUGGAAUUUAUUCAAGAUCAAAUUAAACUUGAUAAUUUAGAAAAGUUAGAUAAAAGUCAUGGAAGCACAGAUGAUGCCACCAUUCAUCCUGAUGAAGAAAGGAUGGAAAUAAUUUUAGAAAAAUCUAAAUCUGAAGGAAUUAGUCAUCCUGUUCUUCAAGAAAAAGCUACAAUAGAAGAAAUCACUACACUUUCACAAGAAAUAGCAGUUUCCUUAUCCUCUGCUAGUAAUAAUCAAUGUGAAAAUCCUGUAGUAGAACUGCAAGAAGUCAGUGGGCCUUCUGAAAUUCCUUCAAAACCAUCAGAUAUUGUGAGAUAUUUGUAUUAUGAUGAUUCUAUAAAAUUUGAAGGUGAUGAAAGCUUUUGUGAUGAAUCAUUAAAUUCUGUACAUUCUCCUGAAUCUUCAUCAUUGCCAGUACUAGAAAUUGCUUCUACUGAUAUAAUCACAAGCGAUCUGGAUGUUGAUGAGAAAGCAUCUUUGCAAGAAUCUAUGAAAUUAGAUGUGGAUCAACCAAAAAGAUAUCUUUUACAGCCUUCAAAAGAUGCUGAAUCUCCUGAAAGUUGUAUAUCUUCACCUUCAUUGUCUGACGAACAGUUUAUUUGUGCAAGUGAUAAUGAAAAAGAUCAAUUUGAAUCUAUAUAUUCUGUUUCAGAGUCCACUGAACAAUGGUUUGAUUUAGAUACAAGUAAAUCUUUCCAACCCUGUAUGGAAGAAUCCGAAAUUUCUGUUGGAAGUGACCAUUUAACUGAAACGAAAACAACUACCCAAGAUGGUGAUUUACCUUGUAUGCCCAAUUUGCUUUUAGAGGGAGAAGUUAAAGAUGAUGCACCAAUUGCUGUUGCUGAUAGCGAUGAUGUGACUGAUAUUUCAACUCAUUUCACCAUGACUGAAGAUGAAUCAGAUAAAUUUUCGGAUAUUGAAAGCGACAGUUCUAUAAAUAACUUUGAUGAAGAUGGACUCUUUGCUGUUGAUCAGAAUAAGAAUGAAGUUACAGAUUUUGAAAUCAAUAAAAUUAAUGACAUUGAAGAGGAUAAAGAGUAUGUGAUAGACGAUUUACUUGAUCAAAAUGCUAACAAAAAUGAGGAAAACUAUCCUGAAGAAUGUGCUACACCAACUGAUUUUGAGAAGCAAGAACAAGAUAUUGAGGCUUCACUUAGAGACGUGAAUGGAAAUUUAGCAGCUUUUAUUUCAAAUUCUAAUGCACCAGGUAUGGCUGAAAAUGUUGGAAGUGCAAUACAGGAAACUGACAGCAUUCUUCCAAAAGAUUUAAAUAUUUCAAUACAGAUGACAGAAAGUGAAAUAUUCACUAUGCCUCCUGCUGAUGUCAUGAGAUAUACACCUACUGAAAGCUGUAAAGAUGAAUUUUUUGAUAUCUCUCAAGUAGAAGAUUCUUUAAAUAUUUCUAAAACUGAACCUGAUAAUGGGUCAAGGGAUCAAAAUAUUUCAAAACAGACUACUGAAAGUGAAAUAUCCACUUCUGAUGCUGCUGUCAUGAGAUCUACUCCCACAGAAAGCUGUAAAGAUGAAUUUUUCGAUAUCUCUCAAGUAGAAGAUUCUUUAAAUAUUUCUAAAACUGAACCUGAUAAUGGGCCAAGGGAUCAAAAUAUUUCAAAACAGACUGCUGAAAGUGAAAUAUCCACUUCUGAUACUGCUGUUAUGAGAUCUACUCCCACAGAAAACUACAAAGAUCAAUUUUUCGAUAUCUCUCUAGUAGAAGAUUCUUUAAAUAUUUCUAAAACUGAACCUGAUAAUGGGUUAAGGGAUCAAAAUAUUUUAAAACCGACUACUGAAAGUGAAAUAUCCACUUCUGAUAGUGCUGUCAUGAGAUCUACUCCCACCGAAAGCUGUAAAGAUGAAUUUUUUGAUAUCUCUCAAGCAGAAGAUUCUUUGGAUGUUUCUAUAACUGAAAAUGCCGACAAUUUUAUAGAUGCAGAAAGUGGAGGCUUAAUUGAGGCAGAAACACUAAAAUUUAAUCUGCUUCAGGAGGGGAUUUCGGAGACAGUUUCUGCUUCUAAAGUGGUUGAUAAUCUCAUAAAAGAAGAGUUUUGUGGAAUUUCCAACAGAGAAAAUGUUUUAAGUUCAGAUGAUCAACUUACCAAAAUCAGUGAUAAUACAGUUCCAGCUCAGCUAGAGGAAUCACUUUUCUCUGAAACGAAAUGUGUUUCUAAAGAACAUUUAUUUAAAACUGAAGAUAUGCCUAUUGUCGAUGUUAUUUCUUCUGAAAGUCAUGAAAUUUCAUUAGAUGAAAUUAUACAUGGUGAAAUAGUUGAAGAAAUGCAUUCAUCAAAUAUUGACAUUGUCAAGACUUGUGAUGUUUCAGAAAUGACUCCAGAUAGUACUUAUGUAAGUGAUGUUAUGGAAAGUACUAUUAUUCGUUCAGAAAAAGAGGGUAAUAAUAUUAGCCUGACUUUUGAACAAAAAGAUGCACCUCAAGUGGAAGAAGUUAUUCACGAUGACAGCAUUAUUUCUUCUUUCAGUCAUGAAACUUCAUCGAAGCAGGAUGAAAGUAAUCAAAUAUUUGAAGAAAUUCUUUCGUCUGAUCUUGUUGCCAUUAAAACAUCACACGUUUCUGAAAUAUCGCCAAGUAUCGCUUAUAUGCAUGAUGUUUUGGAAAAUGUCACAAUUCUUCCAGAAAAAGAGGAUAGUAAUUUUUGUGCUACUAUUGAACAAAGAGAUGUAUCUCAAGAAACACAUGGGGGGUUUUAUGAAACAAAAGAAAAAGAUUCUGAUAACUUUCCAAAAAGUCUUGAAUCUUUGCCAAGCCCAGUUAGUGAUGUCAGUGGAACUGAAUGUAUUCCUAAUUUUGGCACCGAAGGAAAAAUAUCGCCCCCAUUAGAUGAAGAUGCUUCUCUCGAGGAUACGACAGAUAUUUGUGCUCAGUUAAAAACAGCUUCUCAUCCUGUUAAUAGAAAAUUAAAAGCUGACGAAAUCGAGGCAGUCAGUGCAGAAGAAAAUUGUGUUGUUGAUUUUAAAGGCAUUAUUGGUGGACAAGACGAUGGAAUAUUGAGUUGUCAGUUGAAAGAUAAUGAAGAGGUAGGAACAGUGAGUAUUUCUAUAUCUGUUGAGCCAAAUAUAUUAAAAUCUGAUAUUAAAGAAGCUGAAGCUGGUAAAACUGUGGAAUUGCCUGUUUCUGUAGAACCGUUUGCAAAAAUUAAUGAAAAUAUUUCAGAUAGCAAAUUAGAUGUUGAUGAAAAAAGAAUAAUUAUUUCCGAAACUAUUGUGCAUGAUGAAACCAUUGUUGAUUUUAAAGGAAUAGCCGAUGAUCUUGUAUUACUGAGCAGUCAGCAAAAGCAUAGCUCUGAAAAAGAAACUAUUAGUGAUUCCCAAUCUAAUGAACAGUUUGAAUGCGGCGUUUUAAAAUCAGAAAUUAUUUCUGAAGAAGUUUUUGAUAAGAAAGAGAGGUUUUCAAGUGAUACUGUACCUGACGAAGUUACUGUUAAUUUUAAAGGAAUAAUUGAUGAUAUUGAACUAUUAAGUAAUCAGCAACUCUAUAAUUUAGAAAAAGAAACUGUUCCUAUUUCUCAAUCUGUUGAUGAAUCAAAUACUUGUGAGUCAAAAUUUAAAGAGACUGAAAAUUUGGAACCACUCGAAACUUUUGAGCAUACUGAUAAAAACAAUUAUAUCGUAAAAUCUAGAGAAGAUGCUGAACAGGGCGAAUGUACUGUAGAUUUCAAAGGAAUUGCUACAGAUUUGAAAUUAUCCAGUAAUGAACAAAAAAUAAUUUCAGAAGAUAAAUCAUUUAGCGUAUCUCCAGGGACUUCUGAUAUUUUAAAACAAGAAACUGAAGUUUCCUCUUUUGAAACAAAUAUACCGAAAGCUUCUGAAAAGGAAUCUGACAAAAAGGUUGUAGAAAAUACAGGAGCAGUUUCAAAUUUGAUAGCAGCGGAAGAUAAUCUUGUUGUUGAUUUUAAAGGAAUCGUUCUGCAUCCAGAAUUAGUUACUGACCAACAAGAUUCUGGAAUAGAAGGUGCAAAUUUCAACAGUUCUAUAUCUGUUGGAUUGAUUGAAUCAAAUAUUUUAAAAUCGGAAACUAAAGAAAUUGAAGUUCCCCAUUCUGAAGUUUCUGUUUUGGAUGCUUCUUCAAAUGCAUUUAGUAACACUGAAAAUGAAAAUCAAAUCCAGCUUAUUAAGGAAAAUAAUGCUGCUACAUUAGAAAAUACUGAGUCUGAAAAAUACAUUGUCGAUUUUAAAACUAUUAUUUCUGAUUCGGAUCUUUUGACGGAUAUAAGAAGUCGUGUAGGAUCUACUGAGCAACAUAAUUCAUCUCAAUCGAAAGAAGUAUCCUCAACAGCUAUGGGUUCCUUAGUAUCGACUGUUGAAAGUAGCUCUAAAGAACAGAUUAAAGAAGUAGCUGUAUCUGAAAGUGAUGAAAAAGCUACAUGCUUUGUUGAUUUUAAGGGAAUAGUUUCAAAUUCUGAGGUGUAUUCUGAAAAACUGAUUUUUUCAGACCAUGCUAAACAAGAUGAACGCAAUAUCGGGCCAAUUCUAGAUAAAGAUAAAAUAGCCUUUUCGGAUGUUAGGACAUGUUUACCAUCAGCAGAAAAUGAAAAAUAUUAUGAAGAAAAGUUGCCAAAGGAAAUCGAACAAGAAACUUAUUCUAUCGAUUUUAGUGGAAUUACUGUUGACACAGAUGCAUUAAGUAAUAAGCAAAACACUGGUAAAGAACUUGGAAAACCCGACAUUUCUGAAUCUGCUGUGCUGUUGGAUCAAAUUAUUACUCCAGGUGAAAAAGAUGCUGAAAAACUUAAUUAUCAGAAAGAGAUUAAUAAAUUGGAUACAUCUAUGGAUAUUGACAGUGCUUUGCUGAAUAGUAAAACACUUCUUGAAAAAAAUAUAAAAGAAAUGCCAAGAGAAUCAGUGAAUGAAAUCUCUUUAUGCUCCGAAACUGAUUCUUCAUAUUUUCAUUCAGCUCUGGAAGAUAUAGACAAUGCUUCAGUAUUUACUUCGGAUGAGGAUUUUACUGAUGUCCACUCUCAUAUUACUUUAACUGAAGAUUCAGAUAGAUGGUCUGAUGUUGAAACUGAUACUUCAUUUGCAUUUGAAGAUUUUAAUCAAGAUUCUUUUGAUAUGAGAGAAAAAACGCCAACAAGAGAUGAUUUUGAAUGCAGCUUUGGAUUACCAAUGGUGAAUGCAACUCCAAAACCAGAAAUCCAAGAGGUUUUGUGUAAUGUAGAUAUUCCUUCUAAGAAACUGGACUCAACAGAGGAAGAAAAUAGCAGUCCUAUUGCAAAAACAGAAAAUCAAAAUGUUCAACAUUCAAAUGAACUGGAGCAUACUACAGUUUUAGAUUCUCAAAUAACCACAUUAAGUAGUUCCUCAUAUGAUGAAGAAUAUCAAGAAACCACAUCAGAAAAAUCCGUGCCUUUGAAUAUUUCUCCUAAAUCUGUUGAGUUAAAUGUUGUCGAAUCCGAAGAACCUCGAAAAUCUGAAUUAAUGCCUCCUAUGUUUGAAGAUGAAGGAAUAAGUGGAACACUUACAGGAACUUCAAAUGACACCACUAAAAUCUCAACUACAGAGUUAGUUACCGAUUCUUCGACGACAUCAGUUGCCAUGCCACCUAUUUGUCAACCCGACGCAUUUUUAUCUGAUGAUAAUACAGAUGUUAUGUCAUUCAAUUCUGUUACAGACGAAUGUGAAACUUGGUCAGAUAAUGAAAUGACAGCAUCACUUACUGAUAAUUUGAAACCAUCAGAAAAAGAAGAAAAGUUAAAAAAUAAUGUGGAGUUUAUUAUUGAUGAACUCAAAUCUGAUGCAGUAAUUGAACCCGAAUUAUCUCCUAAUGUAUCUCAAAACAAUGUUAGUUCUGAACUUUUGAAUGACAAAGAAAUAUUGAACCAGAUUUCUAAAAUUCCAUCAGAAGCUGUACCUGUGGAAACGAUACCUGAAGCUUCAUUGGAGACAAGCACAUCUAUUAUUUUAUCAUCUGAAGAAUCUGUAAUUGAAGAAUCAAAAGGACCUGUAUCUUUCUCUGAAGAUAAAAAGUUAUCUUCUCAAUCUUUAUCCAAAGAAACAAAUUUGCCUCCUGAUGUGAAACAGCCAGAUUCCAGUAGAGAAAAUUCUGAAAUUAUUUCUAUGAGUGGACAGAAUAAUUUAUCUAGUAGCUUUAUUUCUAAAGAAGAAGAUUCUGAGAAAUUUAUAGAACUGGAUACAGAAAUAUCAGAAACUUCAAGUUCUUUCUUUGAGGCUGUCUCUAAAGAUGAUGACUCUGAAAAGAUAUGUGAUUUUGCAAUUAAAAAUUGCGGAGAAUCAGAAAGCACAGCGAAAUUCUCGGGGAAACUUGAUGAAUCGAUUGCAUUAUUAUCAGAUACUUCGAAAAAAGAUUCACAGUUAUUUACAAGCACAGAAGCAGAGAUGGAAUCUUUGGAGGAAGCAGCUUUUGAUAUUCUUCCCGAACCCGUUCCUUUGGUUGUCGAUAAGAAAGCAUUGAGCCUUUCAAUUGCUGAUAUAGUUGAGGCAUCAGAACUAAAUAUAGCAUGUGAUCAAAUUACAGAACCUUUAAUCUUAGAACAAUUUGCAGAUGUAAAAUCUUUAAGUCAUCAAGUAGCUAUGAUUGAAGAUUUCAAUGCAUUCGAAAGUGAUAUUGCUGUCCCUAAAAUACAUAAAGAAACUGCAGAUGUGUCACUUGGAGUUGAAAAGACUGAAGAAUCUGAUUAUUGGCUAGAAGUUGAAGCUGAAACUGAGUACUCUAUUUCUGAAUUUGAAGAUGAGGCCGUAUCCUUGUCUGAUAACGCAAAACUAGAACAACAGCCUUCUGAAACAGUGGAUGGAUCUGGAAUUUCUGAAGAUAAAGUCCAUGCAUUUGAAACUGCGACUCAAGUAUCAACUGAAGAUAUGACAGGAAUAUCAGUCUCUUUUUAUACAGAAUCGGAAUAUUCGGAUCAAGUAAGUGAUACGUUUGCAGAUAUUUCUCUUCAAGGUGGCACAACUGAGAAUUCUGAUAGGUGGUCUGAUAUUGAAGCCGAAGAUACAAUCAACGAAGCUCUUGCUGAAAAUAUAUCUAUCAUAGAUGCUAAAGAACUCAUUGUAGGAGUUGAUUUGGAUUUAAAGGAAAAACAAGAAAGUAUUUUGCAAAGUGAAGAUAUUGAUAAUGUUGAAAAGGAAUCUUCAUUAACCGCAGAAAAUUUAGAUAUUAAGUCUGAUACUUCGAAGGAAUUAGAAAGUACAUCUGAGUUAGUAGAAGGGAAACAAGAGUUGGUAGAUUCUUCUCUGAUGAAAGUCGAAACUAAAGAUGAUAGUAAAAUAUAUAAACAACUUUCUAGUAGUUCAGAAAAGUUAAUGGAUAUGGUUUCUGGAGUGUCUGAUGAUGAUUUCACUAGUGUUACUCCAAUAGAUCCUACUGUAGGAGAAUCUGAUAAAUGGUCAGAUAUAUCUGAUGAUACCUCUGUUGAAGAAAUGCUAGAUAGCAGUAAAUCUUUAUCAUUACAAAAGGACAUUGCAAGUCAGCCUAACAGUAAACCUGAAACAGCUGCCACUGUUGAUUCUGUUAAAAAUAUUAAUGUUGAUCAUUCAGAGAUAACUGCUGAUUCUUUGUCCAAGAAUCAACAAUUAGAAAAACCUGAUUCUCAUUUGGAUUUGCCUGUUGAAACUGAAGUUCUUGAAGAUUCUCAUAUGGAAACUAAUGAUGGUGUAAAGGAUUCUGAUUUCAGAGACGAUCAGGCAUUAUUAGAUGAUAUUUGUGAUAAUCAUACACUUCAACAAGAGAAAGAAAUUGGCUCUACAAUACCUUCAGAUACAGAAGAUACGAACAGAAAUCAAUCAGAGAACAUUAUUGAUACUAAAAUUCAAGAUGAUGAAUAUAAUUCUAGAAAUUUUCCAUCACCUAUUUAUGAAGAUGAAGAGCCAUUAGAGGGUGAGGAAUAUUUUGAUGAGUAUGAUCCAAAUUUUGAUGAAAAUGAAAUGGAACACGCUGAGGAAAAUUAUCACAGUGGAAGUCUCCCAUAUAUACUAAAUGAUGAUGAAUUAGUUUAUCCUUUGCAAUAUGGGGAUGAUUGGAUUGAGGAGAGCUUUGAUUUAAAAGAAUAUGGCAUUGAAACUGUUUUUUCAGGUUCGGAGGCUGAUGUUCAUGGACUAAAUAUUAAUGAAGAAUUUGAUGAAGAUAUACAACGAGCAAUUGAUUUUAAUAUAAAUAAUUUUGAAGAAGCUGUUGAGAGUUUUAUGGACGAUCAGAAUUUAACAACUGAAAGUUUUAAAACGCUUUCUGACCAUACUCCAACCCAAUCAAAAUUAACUGACAAAGAGCAUGAUAGUUGGUCAACAGCUGAUGCAGAUUCUAUUGUAGAUGAUCUCUCAGAUCAUGAUGACGUUUUAGCUAAGAUAGAUGAAAUAUUAGCAGAAGAUUUCGGUUAUGGUAAAAUUGAUUAUUUUGAUGAUAAAAAAGGCAAUGACGAUGUUGAAGAAAUAAUAGAAGAAGUGGAGGGAGAUAUCUAUGGUCAAAAUUCACCAGAAGAUUCUUCACAUAAAGAAGAGACUGACAAUCUUCUAGUCGACGAUUUUGUUUAUCAAGAAACAAUUACUACUGAGACUCAGGGUAUUCCUGAAGUUUUGCACAAACAUUUGUCUGAUGUGUCCGUUACGAAUGAAAACAGCAAACUUACUGAGAAGUGUGGUGAAGACUCAUCUUCUCUUCUUAAAAAAGUUGUUUCCUCCUCUAAUGAAAUAACACAGUCUGGAACAGAUGAAAUAAAAGAAAUUUCUAAAAUACAACAACCCACAGAAGAAACAUUUGAAACCGAGGAAGACAUUUUGAAAAGAAAACUGUCAUUAACUGCAUCAAAAAAGACAGAAAAAUUAGAACAUUCAGAAGAAAUUAAUUUAUCCAUUAAUGAAACAGCAGAGUUGAAAUUGGCUCCUGAGGAAUUUAAAACAUCUUCAUCAGAAAUCAAACCAGAAUCUUUAUUGGAGAAAACUCCUGUUUUACUAAAAGAACCAUUAAAAUCACCUGAAAAAACCGAUGCUUCAGUUGAUGAGGCAGUAAAAAUGAAACUUUCUUCAGGAGAAACAUCAUCAUCAUCAUCAGAAGUAAUGAAACCGAAAUCAUCUUCAGAAGAAACAGUGUUGCUGAAAGCUACUUCAGAUAAAAUUGAUACAUCAUCAGAAGGAAUAAUAUUACAAUCACCAACUGAGAAAGCUGUUUUGUCAUUUGAAGACACUGUGAAAUCACAGUCACUAGAUAAAACUGAAUUACUUACAAAAGAGACCAUUAAACGAAAGCAGUCUUCUGAAGAAAUCGAUGUUCUUACAGAAAAAGGAGCGAAAAAAUCUUUGGAGAAAAUGUCUGGUUCACAAGAAAAAGUGACAGAAAAAUCUUUAGAGGAAAAGUCUAUAUCAUCAGAAAAAGUGAUGAAUGAACUAUCAGAGAAAAAGGCUGCGUCAAAAGAAAAAUUAUUGGAUAAAUCGUUAGAGAAAACCACUUUAUCACCAGAAAAAACGGAGAAAAAAUCUUCAGAAAAAAAGUCUUCAUCACCAGAAAAAGUGGUGGAAAAAUCUUCAGAGAAAAAACCUUUAUCACCAGAAAAAGUGAUGGAAGAAUCGUUUGGCAAAAAGUCUACACCCCAAGAAAAAAUAGUGGAAAAAUCUUCAGAAAAAGUAAUAGAAACAUUUUCAAAAAAAUCAUCUGUUUUGCCAGAAAAAAUAAUUAAAGAAUCUUCUGAGAAAAAAUCUACAUUGCCAGAAAAAGAAGAGGAGAAAUCUUUAAAAAAAUCUUUGCCACCUGAUGAAUUAGAAAAAUCAAAAAUUUCCUUUGUUUCUGCACCAUCAGAGGAAAAAGUGAAAACAAAAUCUUCAUCAGAAAAGUUUGCUGUCUCAACAAAAUCUACGGAUAAUGCAGUAUCUUCUGAGAAAAGCAGUGUAUCAUCAAAAGGAAAACAGGCAAUAGAGAAAACUGAUGGACAAUUUGAGGAGGCAGUAAAAUUGAAAGCAUCCUCAAAAGGAACUUCAAUAUCAGAAGAAGAAAAAAUUAAAUUAAAGAAAACUGAUGUUUCUUCAGAAAAAAUAAUGAAAUUGGAAACAUCUUCUGAAACAAUUGCUGAAUCUCUGGAAGGAGAAACACCAAUACUGCCUAAAAAGACAUCAUCCUUGCUUUCAGAAGAAACUGUGAAAUCAAAAUCAUCAGUAGGAGGAGAUGAUUUGAGAACAGAGAAGAGUAUUAAAUUGAAAGAGUCUUCAAAGGAUGUAGAUGCUUCAUCAGAACUGACAGUAAAAAAAUCUAUGAAGAAAAAGUCUGUAUCUUCAAGUGAAACAGUGGAAUUGAAAUCAUUGGAGAAAAUUUCUACCUCUUUGGAAGAAGCUAAGAAAAUAGAAAUUCAGCCUGGUGUAAUUCCAUCAUCACUAGAUGAAGCAAAAGAAUUGAAAGCAUUAUCUGAAACAAUUGAUACGUCAUUAGGAAAAGGAGAAAAAUCAAAUUCAUCUUUACAGAAAACAGUUGUUUCUUCUGAUGAAAUUGAAAAAUCAAAAGUGUCUCUUGAAAAGACAGAUGUAUCAUCAAAAGGCACAGCAACACAAAAAUCUUCAACUGAGGCAGCAAGUUUGUCUUCAGACAAAAUAGUAAAGUUGAAGGCAUCAUUAUCGUCAUCUGAGAAAUCAUUCGCAUCAGUAUCAGAGGAAAUGAUGGUGAAAUUGCCAGCUGAACAAUCGGUUGUACCUUCAAAAGAAAUAGAAAAUUCAGCAAGUGACAAAACAGUGAAAUUGAAAACACCAUUAGAGAAAACUGUUUCUGUUGAAGAAACUGUAGAAUCAAAAGCAUCUUUUAAAAGAAAUAUCAUACCAGAAACAGAUGUGAAGCCAAUAUCAUCUUUUAAAGAAACUUAUGUUGUGCCUACUGAAGUAAAACCAGACAUUCCAUUGAAAAAGAAGCAUGCAUCUGAUAUGAGAAGACAGAGUGGAGAAUCCGACAAGAGUCCUAUGUUAGUAUCAGAAGGAGAUUCAGAUACUUCUCUAUCCAUUUCAGAUAUACCUUCUGAAAGUGACUCUAAACCUAACAUUCCUGAUAAAACUAGGCGAAGAUCUCGACCUAAAACAGACACUGUGUCUGAAGAUGAGGGAGCACGAAGGCGUCGUCGGCCUAAGCUAGAAGCUGCCUCAGAAGAUGAAGUACCACGCAGGCGUAGACCUAAGCCAGAAAUUGUGCCUGAAGAUGAAGGAUCACGUAGAUGUAGACCUAAGUCUGAGACUGUGUCUGAAGAUGAAGGAUCACAUCCUAAAGCACCACCUUUGCCUCGUAAAAGGCCAAAAAGAGAUUCAUCCACAGAAUCAUUAUCCUCAUCUGUUUUCUUAUCUUCAUCUUCUGAAUCAUUGUCUUCUUUUGAAACUGCUUCUUUGAAAGAGUCCUCUAAAUCAGAUUCAUUACCAUCAAAAACAAGUUCAUCUGUUUCUGAAGAGGCCCCAGAAAUACCUGCUCGCAAAGCGAAAGUGAAAUCAUCAGCCAUAAGACAGAGAAAGGGAGAAAAUUCUGAAGACAGUUCAUCAGCUUCAGUAAUCAGCAAAUCUUCUGUGAAAUCAUGUGACUUACCUCCUAAGGAAGCCAUGGAUCUAUGCAGAAAACGAACAUCAAUCGAUGAACGUAUGAUUAAACUCCAAAAUGAAGGGAAGUGUAGUACUAAAGAGAAAGCAUUUAUUGCUGCAAAACUAAUUGAAAUGCAAUUUGAAGAGGAAGAUGCUUUGCUGGCCUCGAGGCAGUGCAGUAGUGUUUAUCAUGCUGUAAAGUUCCUAACGCAGUUAUGUGAACUGUGUAACUGCAGAUUUCCAAUUAAUCUGAUGGCAUCAAUGGUCUAUUGUACACAUCGAGCUUGCAAAGAAUGUUUUAAAGCCCACUUCACAUCACUGAUAUAUGACCGAAGUGUUUUUACUUUUCUCUGUCCUAUAUGUAACAAACCUGAUAUAACUGACCAAAAUAUACAGGAAUACUUUAAUCAUCUGGAUAUGUUGUUUCGAAACAUAUUGGAUAGCCAUGUUUAUGAUUUAUUCCAAAGAAAACUCCGAGAUGAAGUUUUAACAAAGGAUCCUAAUUUCCAUUGGUGUUCUCAAUGUUCAUCUGGUUUUAUUGCAAGUCCUCGUCUUAGGAAAUUGUAUUGUCCUGAUUGCUCAGCAAUAACUUGUGCUUCUUGUCACCAAACUUGGGAAUUGGAGCAUGAAGGGGUUCAUUGUGAGCGUUUCCAGCAGUGGAAAGACAUGCAUACACCGGAACCUCCACCUGCAGGAUUAGUCAAAUACCUUGCUGAUAGAGGAGUCACUUGUCCGUCAUGUGAAUUAGUAUAUCCACAAGCUUGUGGGGGUUGCUUGAUGUACAAGUGCUCUCAUUGCAGUUUUGAAUUUUGUGGCUUUUGCUCAAGGCCAUAUAAAAGAGGAAAAGACUGUGGGAAUAAGAAAUGUGAGUCUCGAGGAAUGCAUUCUCACCAUCCUUACAGCUGUCUUUUCUUUUUGAGAGAUAUUGAGAUGUCCGAUCUUCAAAUGUUACUUGAAGAGGAAUAUGUAACUUACUUGACCAUUCCACCCAAAGAUCAAAUAGUGAAAAGUCGCUGCCAAGUACGUGAACAGAAACAUAUCCAUGGAUCCCUUUCUGAAGACAGAUGUGGGAGGGAUAUUGUGCCUUAUUGUGCUGGUUUAUGCAGGACACACUACUAUGAGUACUUGGCUGAACUUUUCCGAGAAAACAAAACUAAUCCUUUACCUAUUAUGACCACACGUGAUCUCCAGUUCAUUCUUCGUAAGUCUAGAGUUUUAGUACCUGACAGAGUCAAGGGUGAAACAAAUGAUGAUUAUUAUAAGAGACUCACUGAGGCUGUUUCCAGUACUCUGACAUGAUGCAGAGAGGGUCUUUUAUCUUAAAAAUGUAUAUAUUGCAUCUUAGCAUAUGCACUUAGCUUUGCUAAUGUCAGCAAUGAUAUGUAAAUGGCAGUUUAUUUUAUAUAUUAUCCUAGCUGCGGGAAUUUUCUAUGACUAAUUUAUCUAAUGCUAUGCUAAGUGAAGAACUUUAGAAUUAUCUAUUAUUAUCUGUUAUACCAACGGAAAGGAUACAACUUAUGCCUAACUGAUCAUGAUAAUGAAUGGAAAUGCUUCUAAUAAUACUAGUUAUAUAGAUAUCGAUUCAGGUAUUAUUUGAAAUAAUUUUUUUGUUCUCAAAGACAUUGUAAAUUGAUGUAGCAUAUGUUCAUAGUAUAUAAAGAAAAAUAUUUUUGCAAAGAAAAUUCCAUAAAAAUAUGUAUAUAAUUAUUUUUAUGUAUUUGUAGUAAUCAUGAUUUAACAACCUAACAGUAUGCAAUCUAGUCUCAGAGGGUAGGAUACUUUUUAUGUUUUAUAUUUAUUGAUUGUACUCUUUUUUUUCUCCAAAUUUCCUGGGUCUGUUUUGUGAAUUAGUGGAAUAUUUUCUUUUUGUGUAAAACAUAGUUUUAAAUAAAAUUUGUGGGAAGAUGAAA